UUUCUCCCAAAACUGACCAAACUCCAGACUUUACUGAUCAACGGUGAAGAUUUCCUCUACAACAUCCCCACAUCAUACAAGAAAGAAUUCAUCGAACAUUUUCAUUCCCACCGCAAGAGGAGAAGCGUUGGGGAUGACAACGCUCUAGUAUUCCACCUCCCACCACAACUGUCCCGGAUAGAAAUGGUUAACGCUGAGUUGCAGUACCGUCUGUCACGGCUGACGAUAGACAGCAACAACUCCCUGACAGACCUUGUGUUGGACAGAAACUUUUUGCCUGAGCUGCAAGGUCCGUUCAUCGGCUUCAAUCAUUUGACCACCCUCAGUAUCUAUUCGAGCUAUGUUAGUUCCCUGGAGUGGACGUUUUUCUCCAAUUUCCCGCGUUUGGAGAAUCUUAACCUCGGCACAAACCUACUUGGGGAUUUUUUAAACACUCUUGACGAUCCUGUUUUCGCUAAUUUGACAAAUCUGAAAAAGUUAGAUCUUUCUAUUAACAACAUUCAAAAUUUAAGUUAUGGUUUAUUUAUCGGUCUCAACAAUCUUACUAUUCUAGAUCUGUCAAACAAUCGUCUUUCGGAAUUUAAUGUAAAAAUCAGUGGGAUGAAAAACUUGAGACUGUUAAAUCUGAGUCACAAUUCGAUCUCGUCACUUCCUGAUGACGUGAUGGAAAGCAUUGAUUGGCUGAUUGACCACCAGAUACCUGUUGAGGUGGAGCUGAACAACUGCCCUAUUCUUUGCACGUGUCAAAACUUGAAAUUCCUAACCUGGAUGGUCAAGUCUCCAGCAUUUAAGUCGUUCAAGAACUAUAUCUGUGCUCACGACGACGUGUACGUACGCUUGACCAACGGCUACAACAAAACCGUGGAGCUGCUGAACAAAGAAUGCGCAUCCAACGAGAAGCUCUUCCUGUUUGUUGUUGCCGCCACGCUGCUCGUGCUGUUUGCUAUCGUCGGUCUCAUGAUCUUCCGCUUCCGGUGGAGCCUGCGGUACCUGUACCACGCGGCGAUGCUGAACUUCCAUAGACGACACGAGACAAAAGGCAACCAAUUUGACUAUGACGUUUUUAUCUCCUACGCCAACCCGGAUGAACUUUUCGUCCUAGAGGUUGUCGAGCCGGAGCUAGUCAAAAGAGGGGUCAAAGUUCACAUCCACGGGCGCAACUUUGUGGCGGGAAACUUUAUCGCCUCCAACAUCGUGAGCGCCGUCAGCAUGUGCCGUAGGACCUUGGUCAUCCUGACCGGGAACUUCUGCAAGGGUCACUGGUGUAAAUACGAGGUCCAGAUGGCUAACAUGGAGUCGGUCCACGACGGACGUCCGGUGCUGAUUUUCCUGGUCAAAGAGAACAUGGCGGCCAAGAACCUGGGUGAGCUCAUGUCCUUCCUCCGCUGCAACACUUACGUCCCCUACCCGCAGGGGGAGCAACUCUCGGAGCGGGAGAUGAAGGCCAUGUGGGACAAACUGGCACAGGACCUACGCUAGCUGUCGGACCUCAGCGAGGACAUUUAUAUCUAUAUUGUCUCAUGGAACUGAUACGCUGGCUGAUAGUUUGGAGCAUUCAGGUCUAGAUCGUC
Messenger RNA from Physella acuta, 1571 nucleotides. Its product is annotated as toll-like receptor 4. Lineage: Eukaryota; Metazoa; Mollusca; Gastropoda; Physidae. Gene Ontology annotation, molecular function: signaling receptor activity; protein binding. Gene Ontology annotation, biological process: signal transduction. The record is from RefSeq and is a predicted model, not a curated record. Gene Ontology annotation, cellular component: plasma membrane.